AUGCUUCUUUUACUCGGUAUAUUCAUUGUCGUUAUCCUAGUAUGCUGGCUACUCAGAAAGAGGAUACUGGAUCUCGCCAAUCGUGGAGCUGACCAAAUGAAUCGUCUGCUUGGCUACCAUUUGCUACCAACAACACUCGGAUCUUUUGAAGAUGACAUUGAGGAUGGCUUAACGAGCUCGCAAUUCGACCUUGAAGCGAAUAUCGGCCAAGACGACCAACGUGCAGGACUCAAGGAUAAGGAGGAAAUCCUCAAGAUUAUGAAGAAACAAAAGGUUUCCUUCGAUGAAGCGCGUUUGAUUCGACAACAACGGUUAUUGAAGAAGAAUAACAUUGAUCCUGCUACCGGGCUGCCACUGGAUCCCAAAUUUGUUACAUUCGGUGGACCAUCAUCGUCGUCAUAG
Lichtheimia ornata is the source of this 402-nucleotide messenger RNA. RefSeq lists its product as uncharacterized. The record is from RefSeq and is a predicted model, not a curated record. Lineage: Eukaryota; Fungi; Mucoromycota; Mucoromycetes; Mucorales; Lichtheimiaceae. Bases 1 to 402 code for a protein of 133 amino acids. The transcript has 3 exons.